This is a messenger RNA of Babesia ovata, 327 nucleotides long. RefSeq lists its product as uncharacterized. The transcript has a single exon. Lineage: Eukaryota; Apicomplexa; Aconoidasida; Piroplasmida; Babesiidae. The record is from RefSeq and is a predicted model, not a curated record. The coding region runs from base 1 to 327 and encodes 108 amino acids.
AUGUCGAACAGCGACAUGCCCUCCAUCUUAUCCAGGUUACGCCCGAACACGAUUUUAGAAGGCGGGUCAGCUGACGGCGCUGAGCCUACGGGUGGAACCAGCAUACGUUCCGGGCCAUCCGGGAACCUGGCGGGCGGAAGAAGCGGCAUGGGAGGCGGCGGCCCGCGGCGCGACAGGCUCACAGGGGGCACUGAGCGGCCUAACCUCGGCAGUAGUGGUGGCAUCUUGAACACCGGGGGAACCAGUGGCAUGGGUGGUCCACCUCGUAGUUUAAGAGGUUGCUUCAUUUUCGAUGUGCCUGGGGGCACUGCAAGAUCAUCGACAUGA